AUGACCGAAUAUGGAGCUUUUCUUGAGGACUUCCUCGAUGAGAGUGACAUGUCUCUAAUUGUACUAGAAAUGUCGAAUGCACAGCACCUUGUACAUGCAAGCUUUGCAUGCCAGCUUUGCAUGCCAGCUCUACAAAUCCAUAGUGAUAUUACCGACUGGCAUUGCUCAGCCUACAACAUACUCGCAAUCAUGAACAUGAUAAUUCGUCCAUUAUUUAAUAUAUCAUGGGAGGAUUUAUCCAUAAAAUUCAUUACGGGAUUUAGAGACUACUUGUCAUUUGUAGGAUGUCAACGAUCGUCAAACGAGCAACAAAUGGCAACAAAUAUUCAUCAUGCCUCGAAAUAA
Messenger RNA from Sclerotinia sclerotiorum 1980 UF-70, 345 nucleotides. RefSeq lists its product with no specific name. The record is from RefSeq and is a predicted model, not a curated record. Bases 1 to 345 code for a protein of 114 amino acids. The transcript has a single exon. Lineage: Eukaryota; Fungi; Ascomycota; Leotiomycetes; Helotiales; Sclerotiniaceae.